Molecule: messenger RNA, 1423 nt
Organism: Aphidius gifuensis
Lineage: Eukaryota; Metazoa; Arthropoda; Insecta; Hymenoptera; Braconidae
Gene: Ran
Product: GTP-binding nuclear protein Ran
Exons: 3
Coding region: 171-818 (215 amino acids)
Biological process (GO): protein import into nucleus; ribosomal subunit export from nucleus
Cellular component (GO): nucleus; cytoplasm
Molecular function (GO): GTPase activity; GTP binding
Source: RefSeq, a predicted model, not a curated record
AAAUAACCAAAAAUAACGACAGUUGUUGAAUAGACAAGCAUACAGCGCAAUACAGCGACAAAUCGACAAUUAUUAUUAUCACACACAUUUGAGGAAAGCUAUUGUGAGCCAUAACGACUGUGAGCCAAGGUUAACGAGUAAAGGAACAAAAAGAAAAAAAAAAUCUAAAAAUGGCACAAGAACCUGAUAUGCCAACAUUCAAGUGUGUCUUGGUUGGUGAUGGUGGUACUGGCAAGACAACAUUUGUAAAACGUCAUUUAACUGGUGAAUUUGAAAAAAAAUAUGUUGCAACACUUGGUGUUGAAGUACAUCCAUUGAUAUUUCAUACAAAUCGUGGAGCAAUACGUUUUAAUGUAUGGGAUACAGCUGGUCAAGAAAAAUUUGGUGGUCUUCGUGAUGGUUAUUACAUUCAAGGACAAUGUGCUGUUAUUAUGUUUGAUGUAACAUCACGUGUUACAUAUAAAAAUGUACCAAAUUGGCACAGAGAUUUGGUUAGAGUUUGUGAAAAUAUUCCAAUUGUACUUUGUGGUAACAAAGUUGAUAUUAAAGACAGAAAAGUUAAAGCAAAGAGUAUUGUAUUUCACAGAAAAAAGAAUCUUCAGUACUAUGAUAUCAGUGCCAAGAGUAAUUACAAUUUCGAAAAACCAUUCCUCUGGUUGGCAAGAAAAUUAAUUGGUGAUCCAAAUUUGGAAUUCGUUGCUAUGCCAGCACUUCUUCCACCAGAAGUUACAAUGGAUCCACAAUGGCAACAACAAAUUGAAAAAGAUCUCAAGGAAGCACAAGAAACAGCACUCCCUGAAGAUGAUGAAGAUUUGUAGUUUAUUUUAUAAAUUACUACAUAAAUAUUUUUUAAUAAAAACUAAUUUGCAUAGGCAAGAAGAUAAAUUAAACAAAAACAAAAUAAAAAAAACACAAACAAUUGAUCAAUAGUAAUCGAGUCCUAUGCAAUGAACUCUUAAUAAUUUUUUUUUUUUUUUGUUACGUUACAUCUUGGAUCAAUGAUUAUUAUUAUUAACUUGGAAAAAAAGAAAUUUUUAAUCUUUUUUUUUUUUUUUUUGUUUUUCUGUUUUCAAUUGUUGAUAAUAAUAACAGUGGAAUGUAAAUUAAUGUCUGAAUUUAAAUAUCAUAGACAAGAUAAAAUAGUUGAACCAAUUAAAAAUAUUUUUAUUGUCAAUUUUUGAAAUAAUUAUUGUGUAAUGAAUGAAUAAAAGGAAAAAAAAAAAAAAAAAAAAUGAUUUUUCAUAAAUUGAUUAAUAUUUAAAAAUGUCUGCGAUAAUUUAAUAAAAAAAAAAAUUCUGUAUCAAAAAAAAAAAAAAAAAAAAAAAAAACAGUCAAAUUAAAAUGAAUUUGUUACUGCCAAUUUUGAAUUAAUUAUUAAUGAAUGAAUAAAAAUGAAAAAAAAAAAAAGUUGAUCUUAUAAAUU